AUGGUUUUAACCGGACAUGUUCCCCUCAACGUUUCACUGCAGGCCCUUCGCAUCGGCUUCCCGUCCAAAGUGACGGCAGAGUUGAGACAGCACACCCUGCUGGCACAAGCUGAGGAGCAUCCCUUGAAUGCCAAGAUCGAGGAGACGCGAGACGCUUUGAGUCAGGUGAAGAACGCCUUGUACUCAGGACAGCUGAAAGGCAAAGGGAAAGGCUUAGCACAUCGUGACAUCUCCUUGCACGUCAGGGAUAUCCAGAAGUUCGAGCAGCAGGUCAGCGACGAGCUGAUCGACGCAGCAGAAGUGGUGUGUUCCACGCUGAUUGGCUGUGGUUGCGAUGCUUUGCUCCAAAGUUCCUUCGACACGGUCAUCAUCGAUGAAGCCUCGCAAGCCACGGAACCGCGAUGUUUGGUGGCCUUCCAGAAGGCCAAAAAGCAAUUCAUCCUCGUCGGGGAUCAGAAGCAGCUGCCCCCAGUGGUGCUGUGUCAAGCUGCGGCCGAGAAGGGUCUGCAGGAUUCGCUAUUUGAUCGGCUUUUAAAUUCACCCAGCCUCUUCAAUCGUGAGAUUAACAUGUUGCAGGUGCAAUACCGCAUGCAUCCGCUGAUUCGAGAGUGGCCCAGCCUUCAAUUCUAUGGUGGAAAGCUGCAGGAUGGCCUUCCCCUGAGCUCUUUUUCAAAGAAGUUGAUGAGUCAACCCUUCCGUACGCAGUCAUUCCGCCGCCCAGCGCCCAUCAUGUACCUCGACACUUCCUCGCCCGAUGCAGCCAACUUUGUGCAACACUUCGGCGGAACAAUGUGCGCCAACCUGAAGCCUUGGAUCGCCUUGGUCACUCUGGGAUCCUGGAGCAAAUACAAUCUGCUGGAAGUGGAAUUGGUAAAGCUUGUGCUGAAGACCCUGGUUGAGGCCAUGUUCCUGACCUUGGCUGAGUCGGUCCUCCGCCAUGGCACCGGCACCGGGCGGCUCACCGAGCGAUGUGGUGCACACGAGCUCGGGGCAUAUGCUGCACGAGUCCGAGGUUGGAUUUGGUACAUGGUUGAUGGUACCGCCGGAGCAGCCAUGCCUAUGUUCCGAAACUGCCUCGGACAAAGCGCUGCUGAGGGUGAGAUUUACAAGGUGGAACGCGAAGUGGAACUGGAGGUUUGUUGUAUUUGCUUGGAUUCCUUAUGUGCUCAGCCCGUGGCUGCCCUCCUGUCACUGGAAAGUGACACAACCUCCAGCUGUUUGCACUAUAUGCACGCAGCCUGUGCGGAGCGACUGCGUCCCAGGCGCUGCCCCAUUUGUCGAAGCGCCUUUGACGCCCUCUCAACGCCCAUCAGCAAAGAGACCCUGCAGGAGAUGAAUCCUUCAGAUAUUGUGGCUGGGCUCUGUGUCCUGUCCGGCCACCACGGCCGCGCGGGCACCGUGCCGCCGCGCGUGGCGGUGCCGUUGUUGGCCGCGCUGCUACCGCUGCGGCAGACCACAGUGCAGAAGUGGGUGGAGAAGGAGCUGGUGAACAGCGAGGUGCUGAACACCAAAGCCGUGGAGCAACUGCUGCGGCGGGCGGGGCUGGGGCGAGGCAACGCGAGGUCCGAAGGGACCAGCGCGUCCACGACGUACACAGCGCAGCUGCGGAUCUUUCGGAGGAGCCGAUGGCUGGCCUUGAAGCUGAUGGGAGCAACAGGUGCCGCAUUGCACCUGGGCUGCUGCGGAAUGGCUGCGGGUGUUCUGCUGGGAUGUUUCGGCGCCCUGCCCAACCUGAGGCUUCGCUUCGUUCGCCACACGGAUGAUUUGGCCGAUUUGGACUCUUGGCAAGCCUUGCUGCUCUACGUGGUCUCCGUGGUUUUUAUGGAAUUGGUGGUGCUGAGCCUCCGCGAUCCGAGAUGGGUGAAGCGUGGCCUGCGCUACGGCGCCCUGCUGGGUGCAGUGGUGGGAUGGCUCAAAGCGCUGCAGGUGGUGGAUCCCGAUCGACAUAGUUUUCGGCGCGUCUUUCAGAUGGGUUUGUCAGGGCAAACUACCUGGCCCCGGCAGUGGCGCCUCGUGGAUUCCAUUACCUCGGUGGAGAAGGCGGGUGAAGAAGACAUCGGGGUGAUUUCACCCUAUACUGCACAGGUGAGUCAAAUCAAACAAGCCCUGGAGAAUCAGAAGAUGAAACCACAGGACCUGGAUCUCCGCUUGGAGUCUACCAAAGCGCUGGAAGUGAAGACGGUGGACGGCUAUCAGGGCCGAGAGAAGGAGGUGGGUUUGGAUCAUCGGGAUUCGUCGAUUCGUUUUUUUAUUGAAGCUGAUGCCAUCCCAAAAAUCUAA
Cladocopium goreaui is the source of this 2280-nucleotide messenger RNA. Lineage: Eukaryota; Dinophyceae; Suessiales; Symbiodiniaceae. The record is from the annotation of a GenBank genome assembly.